Molecule: messenger RNA, 906 nt
Organism: Aspergillus viridinutans
Lineage: Eukaryota; Fungi; Ascomycota; Eurotiomycetes; Eurotiales; Aspergillaceae
Product: SCO family protein
Exons: 3
Coding region: 1-906 (301 amino acids)
Biological process (GO): mitochondrial respiratory chain complex IV assembly; intracellular copper ion homeostasis
Cellular component (GO): mitochondrial inner membrane
Molecular function (GO): copper chaperone activity; copper ion binding
Source: RefSeq, a predicted model, not a curated record
AUGGCCUCAUCAGUACGACCGGUUUCCCGCAUUCUAGGCCGGCUAAGCCGGACCGGCAUCUCGACCCUCGAGUCCAGCGCCCGCAUCCCAACACAGAGAACACCCGCCCUGCUCUCCCGAAGCGUCCUCACAACGCCGAAGCAAAAUGCAAUUGCACCUAGCGCCUCGCAGCAGCGAGGCUUCUCGACCUCCCCCACUUGUCUCCGCGCCAAGACGAUGGGCCAGCUGCGCGCGCGGAACGCAACGGGUCCGUUCUCGUGGAAGGCGGCGCUGCUCUUCGUGCUGACGGGCGCGGGGAUGAUCGUUUAUUUCCGGGUUGAGAAGGAGCGAUUGGAGCGGAAGCGGAUCGCGGAGAUGAGCAAGGGGGUUGGCCGGCCGAAGGUUGGAGGCCCGUUUACGCUGAUGGAUUUGGAUGGGAAGGAGUUUACGGCGGAGGAUUUGAAGGGGAAGUAUAGUUUUGCGUACUUUGGUUUUACGCACUGUCCUGAUAUCUGCCCCGAUGAGCUGGAUAAGAUGGCCGAGAUUAUUGAUCGGGUUAAGGAGGCGACGAAGGGGGAGAAUAUCUUCCUGCCGGUGUUUAUUACGUGUGAUCCUGCGCGCGAUACGCCCCAGGUCCUGCGGGAGUAUCUGAAGGAGUUCCAUCCCGAUAUUAUCGGGUUGACAGGCACGUAUGAGCAGGUGAAGCAUGUGUGCAAGCAGUAUCGGGUGUAUUUCAGUACGCCCAGGGAUGUGAAGCCUGGGGAGGAUUACCUGGUGGAUCAUAGUAUAUACUUUUAUCUGAUGGAUCCCGAUAAUGAUUUCGUCGAGUGCAUUGGCCGGCAGGAUACGCCCGAGUCGGCAUCGAAGGUGAUUCUCCAGCACAUCAAUGACUGGAAGAGGGAGGGAAAGCCCUUGAAGCGGGAUUGA